Messenger RNA from Adineta ricciae, 411 nucleotides. NCBI's taxonomy places the organism in Eukaryota, Metazoa, Rotifera, Eurotatoria, Adinetida, Adinetidae. The record is from the annotation of a GenBank genome assembly.
AUGGACCAUUUAAAGCGGCUUAUCGAAGAAGAUUUUAAGUUAACUUCACGGUGUUUAGCAGAACAGCUUGGGUGCUCCCAUACUACAGUGGAAAUACAUCUGCACGAAUUGGGCAAAACGUGGAAAUAUGGAGUUUGGAUACCACAUGAUCUGUCACCACAUCAGCUCCUAUACAGAGUCGAUGCUUAUAUGGAAUUAAUGACGUCUCACCGCAACUACCAAUGGCUCGGCAAUCUUAUUAUUGGCGAUGAGAAGUGGGUGUUAUAUAUUAACUGCACACGCAAGCGACAGUGGCUAGGAGCUAGACAAACAGUUGCAGCAAAACUUCAUGGAAAGCAGGACAGAAUUAAUUUUUUGCAUGACAACGCCAGACCUCACAUUGCAAAGUCGACUCGUGAAAAACUAUUGUAG